Molecule: messenger RNA, 2013 nt
Organism: Acipenser ruthenus (sterlet)
Lineage: Eukaryota; Metazoa; Chordata; Actinopteri; Acipenseriformes; Acipenseridae
Product: alpha-2,8-sialyltransferase 8E-like
Exons: 8
Coding region: 424-1656 (410 amino acids)
Biological process (GO): N-glycan processing; oligosaccharide metabolic process
Molecular function (GO): alpha-N-acetylneuraminate alpha-2,8-sialyltransferase activity
Source: RefSeq, a predicted model, not a curated record
UGAGGCAGAUCGCUGCAAGUGUAAUGCAGUAACCGAGGCUCCUCAUUUGCCAAUUUUUACAGUCUAUGUUGGGUGAGAUGACAGAGAAGAUUUUCAACACCUAGUGUGACGGUAAUACCAUUGCCGUGAUUUCGCAUGCCGAAUCCCUUUAGGUGCAAGGAGACGUCCUGAGGAAGGGGUUGGCAGUUUUUUCGCAGCCUCACUCUGUACCUGCUUUGGAACACGAAAAUGAUCAUGAAAAAACAGCAAUGCUAGUUUACAGAUGCUCAGAUUCUGUACUGAGAAAACGCGUUUUAAAAAGUGCAAUCCUUUAAGACGAUGACCUUGGCUAAACAUGUGUGCCUGUGACUGAAUCCAAUGCGUUCGACUUUUCAAUACAAUAAGGACACUUUCUGGUUUUAAGUCUGAACCUUAGGCUAAAGAAUGGGGUACUCAGACACUUCGAGCAGAGAUGUGCUGGGUAACAGAUCUCUCUGUUUUUUUUUUAUUUGUGCGUUUGGUCUAGUAACCUUGUUGCAGCAGAUCAUCUACGGGAAGAAGUACAUUAAGAGUGGGCUACAGUUUAGCUGGCAGAGUGGAGACGAAACAGAAAAUUGGACCGGGACCUUUAAUUUCACGGAUGAUGGAGCACUGGAGCCUGCCAGUGAUGGGGACAGCAGGUACUUCGAAUUUUAUGAUGGUCCUUAUGAGUAUAACUCCACAACAUGCAAGGAGCUAAGGCAGGAAAUCAUGGACGUGAAGGUCCUCUCAAUGGUGAAGAAUUCCGAACUGUUUGACAGAUGGAAGAGUCUGCAGGCCUGUAAGUGGCAGAUGAAUAAGGCAGAGGCUAAUGCCUUCAAAGCUUCUCUGUCUCGAUGUUGCAAUGCCCCGGCAUUCAUGUUUACCACCCAGAGAAACACUCCCUUUGGAACAAAGCUCCGAUAUGAGGUGGACACCAGCGGGAUCCUGCACAUCAGCCCUGCAAUCUUCAAAAUGUUUCCCAAAGAUAUGCCAUACUCCCGGUCCCAGUUCAAGAAAUGUGCAGUGAUUGGCAAUGGGGGAAUCUUAAAGAACAGCAAAUGUGGGAAGGCGAUUGAUUCAGCUGAUUUUGUUUUUAGAUGCAACUUACCUCCCAUCUCUGAAGAAUAUGCAGCGGAUGUCGGGUACAAAACAGACAUUGUGACUAUAAAUCCCAGUAUUAUAACUGAAAGGUUCCAGAAGCUAGAGAAAUGGAGGAAGCCCUUUUAUGAGGUACUGCAGACCUAUGAAAAUUCGUCUGUGGUUCUUCCCGCCUUCUACAACACCCGCAACACAGACGUCUCCUUCAGGGUCAAAUAUGUCCUGGACGACUUUGACUCCCCGCAGUCGGUCUUCUACUUCCACCCGCAGUACCUGCUCAACGUGCAGCGCUUCUGGAUGACGCAGGGGGUGAUGGCCAAGAGGCUGAGCACUGGGCUGAUGCUGGUUACGGCUGCCAUGGAGCUCUGCGAAGAGGUCCACCUCUACGGAUUCUGGGGUUUUCCUAUGGACCCCAAUGGGAUCUUCAUGACACACCAUUACUAUGACAACGUCAAGCCCCGGCCCGGCUUCCACGCCAUGCCUCACGAAAUAUUUAACUUCAUGCGCUUGCACAGCAGGGGCAUCUUGCAGGUUCACACGCAGGCCUGCCUCAGGUGAUGUCACUUCCUUUUCUUUUGUUUUAUUCCACUGUGCUCUGCGGUGGGGGCUUUUUAUUUUCUAGGUUAACAACAGUCUUCCACAAACAGUUCUCUGGGAUAAGUCUUGAUGUGCAAACCAAUAUUUGUAGGAAGCUAUGAGAAAUGCACAUUCUGACAGAAAUUGUACUGUGCUCAUUUUCUUAAUUUUGGAUGUUAAAAAACUAUUAUCAAGUACAGUGUUCCUUGUUAUAAGGCUGCCUUUGUACUGAUACUCCCAGCACUCUCAAAAUGAGGCCAAACACAGAUAACAGUGUUAUAAAGGAUGAGCAUGGUUUAUGUUAGUAUGUAUGUAAAUAGAUGUUUAAGUUAAAUGAAA